Molecule: messenger RNA, 1446 nt
Organism: Paracoccidioides lutzii Pb01
Product: zinc-responsiveness transcriptional activator
Exons: 5
Coding region: 1-1446 (481 amino acids)
Biological process (GO): regulation of transcription by RNA polymerase II
Cellular component (GO): nucleus
Molecular function (GO): RNA polymerase II cis-regulatory region sequence-specific DNA binding; DNA-binding transcription factor activity, RNA polymerase II-specific
Source: RefSeq, a predicted model, not a curated record
AUGGCCGAAAAGAACUCCCAAGUUCUCCGCAACUGCGUCGACCCAACUGCGUGCUGGAGUGUUUCUCCCACCGAACAUUGUUCCUCAUAUCCUUCGUGCCAAAUGGCGGACCCAUGCUGUGAUGACGACAACUGUUCUGUCGAAUGUUCAUCUGUUUGUGAUGGCUUUGUUGCCUGUGAUUCCUCCACCGUUUGCUCAGAUGCUCAUUGCGAUGAUCAGGACUGUCAGAACCUGGCCCCAGUUUGUUUCGACCAAAGCUGUGUAGGGGAUGGCCGCACUGGCAUCGAUGACGGAAUAUGCAACAUUCUCAAUCAAGACAGCUCCUUUACUUGGAAUUCAGCAAACCUCCUUCCGUCUGCAAAUACAGCACAUUUCAAUCAGUCGUUUCACCAGCCUGCGACCAGCCUCUGCCAUGAUUUACAGUCCAUGAACCAUUUCACUCCAUCAGAACCUUCGUUAACAACCAAAAACUAUGCCUUCCAAUUUCACCAAAACCAGGAUUCUCCCCUACGGCAAUCUACAGUAACGGAGCCAUCGACUCCGUCUGGGCCUAUUUUGAAACAAAUUAUCGACAUUUGUCCAAACCUAGACAACUGCAACCAUCAAUCCCACUUCGGGCCCGUUUUUUCGGAUUGCAAUCCAGAUGAAUUUCUCGGGUUUAUACCAAUGGAAUUUCAGACUCAGUUCCAUUCUUUAUAUCCACAGUUAUAUCCACGGUUUAACGGUGGCUUGAAAUUGCCCUGCGAAAUGCAACCUCAGCACGUUCACAAAAAUGUAUCACACCUAACUCAUAAUUCUAAUCGCCCUGUGUCGUCGAGUUUGGACUCCGUGAACUUAAAGUCUAGCUCACCUUUAAGUCCACCUCCGAAAGACAACGAUAUUACACGCCCGUUCACAAGUCCGGAAGUUGAGACGACGAACGAGUCUCACGUUUGCAGAUGCAUUAUCAAAACAGAUAAAUCACAAAAUACCAUCUGUGGAGAGUUGUUUCCCGAUGCUGGCAAGCUCCAAGAGCAUUUAGUUCAAACACAUGUUGGCAUGAUUAGCGGGUCCCAGGGGUAUGGAUUCUACUGCUGCUGGGAAGGCUGUCAUCGCGCCGAUGAACCCUUCUCGCAAAAAUCAAAACUUCAAGGGCACUUUCUAACACAUAGCAAUUACAAGGGUUUCCAGUGUUCCGUCUGCGGGAAGCCGUUUGCCAGACAAGCAACUCUAGAGCGCCACGAAAGAAGCCAUCGCGGAGAGAAGCCGUAUGCUUGCAAGCUCUGCCAGAAGGCAUUUACCGACAGCAGUGAACUUAAAACACACAUGAGAGUUCACACUGGUGAAAAACCUUUUAAAUGCAACCAUCCCGGUUGUACCUUUGAAACUGGAGAUCUCACGGAGUCCGAAAACACAAAUGCCAUUUUCUUGGGUGUUCGAAAAGUUUUACUCGGCCAGAUCAGCUAA